Populus nigra (black poplar) is the source of this 2292-nucleotide messenger RNA. Its product is annotated as trihelix transcription factor ASIL2-like. NCBI's taxonomy places the organism in Eukaryota, Viridiplantae, Streptophyta, Magnoliopsida, Malpighiales, Salicaceae. The coding region runs from base 473 to 1567 and encodes 364 amino acids. The transcript has 2 exons. Gene Ontology annotation, molecular function: transcription cis-regulatory region binding. Gene Ontology annotation, cellular component: nucleus. The record is from RefSeq and is a predicted model, not a curated record.
AAUAACCUAAUAAUUUGGUUUUUUGGGAGCAGUUCCAAACCACUCUGAUAACAUCCAUGUUGAAUAUGGAGAGAGACUCUUGAUCACCUGUAAAUUCUUCGGAAUGUUCAAACUGACAAAAAAAGAGAGUAUAUAAGUUGAUUUGAUGAAAUAUUAAGAUAUAGGGACCAAACAUGAUUUUUAUCAACAUAGUAGUCACUCACAUACACGUGCUUUCACCUAGCAAGCCGGCAACACAAUUCCCAGUCCAACUUCCAUCCUUGCCGGAGACGGAAUAUAGCCCCCACCAAUCACAUUCCUCCACCUCAUCCUUUCCAUUCCGUUCCUCUCCCAUCACUUGUCUCCUCUUCACCGUCACCGUUUCUUUCCCGUCAACCAUAAAAAACCCCACACCUUGAAAAAAAAAAAACCUGCCCUCUCUCAUCAGAAUCAUCAAAAUCAGAUCUGAUUGUUAUUUCAUCGACUGCCGAUCAUGGAAGACGACGAUGAGAUACAGUCACACUCAAACACCACCGAAUAUUCCUCACCGUCACCACCACCACCGAACGGAAGAAUCACCGUAUCUGCUCCCGCCGCCGUGCAUCCACAGCCGGCACCACCGCCACCGCAACAGAACAACAAGAACCGCUUAGCACUUGUUUUGCCGACGAGGCCGAAAGUGAACGGAGGCGGAGGAGGAGGAGGAGGAAGAGAGGACUGCUGGAGCGAAGGAGCAACGGCGGUGUUGAUCGACGCCUGGGGAGAAAGGUACUUAGAGCUAAGCAGAGGGAAUUUGAAGCAGAAGCAUUGGAAGGAGGUAGCGGAAAUUGUAAGUAGUAGAGAGGAUUAUUCUAAGUCUUCGAAAACUGAUAUUCAAUGUAAGAAUAGAAUUGAUACCGUGAAGAAAAAGUAUAAAUUGGAAAAAGCUAAAAUUGCUUCAGGUGGAGGGCCGAGUGGUUGGCCUUUUUUUGAUCCUUUGGAUAGAUUAAUUGGCUCCACAGCGAGGAUUCCUGUUGUUGGAAAUGGUAAUGUGUGUGGUAAAAUUCCUACUAGGGUUCGUAGUGGUAGUAGGAGGGGUGGUGUGAAUCAGUAUCAUUUUCGGAAUCAGAAUGUGAAAAUUCGGAUUCUGAAACACGAGGAGGAUGAGGAUGAUGAGGAGGAGGGUGAGGAAGAGGAGGGGGGUGCGGAAUCGGAUGAUAGUUUUCCGCCGAUGAAGAAGAGGAGAGUGGUGGUGGAGAGGAAAGUGAGGGGGAAAGUGGGGAAGGAAAAAAGAGGAGGAGGGUGGGGGAAUUCGAUCAGGAUGUUGACGCAAGCAAUGGUGAAGUUUGGGGAAGCCUAUGAGCAAGCUGAGAGUGCCAAGUUGCAGCAAGUGGUGGAGAUGGAGAAGACGAGGAUGGAGUUCGUGAAAGAGUUGGAGUUGCAAAGGAUGCAGUUUUUUAUGCAGACACAGAUGGGGAUUUCGCAGUUGAAGAACGCGAGAAGGGGAGGGAAUGAUACCAGUAAUCAUUACCAUCAUCAAUACCAUCGUCAUCAUACUGCGGCAUCUUUACUCAAUUUCAGCAAGGGAUUGUCUGGUGUUCAUCUAUAAUAGCAGCAGAUAACUAAUUGUAGCUGAAGAAAAGCUAUUAUAAAGAAUGGUAUGCGAGAGCGAUUUCAGAGGGACACAUCAAACGGGAGAUAAUUUCUGUCUCUUUUCAGCACUGUCUCCUCUCCCCUCUCCCCUCUCUCUUCGUGCUUCCUCCCCAUGAACCCGCAUCCUCCUUCCCUUCUGUUCUUUCAAUCUAUUGGAGAAGAUGUUGUAUUGGUGGUGAAACUGGUUGCCUACAAUAUUUGUGUUCUGACCUUCAUUGGUGUUCAAUGGCUUUGUUGCCGCCUUCUAGCCUUUUGGUGUUGCACGGUGCUGCUGCUUUUUGGCUGUUCCCUCAUCUCCGGUGUUACAUAGGCAGCUGCUGGCUCCUCUUGUAUCUUUUGGGUUUUGGCAUCAUUUGGUUCCUGCCAUUUUCUAUUCUCCGGUCGUAGAAGCUGACUGCAAUCCUCCGACACUCUUCUCAUAGUCAGAUGCUUCCUCUGUUUUCUCCUGGCAUUAAAAUCACAGCUCACCCUCAAAUCUUAUUGCCUUUGGUCAUUUUCUUGAAUGGUGCUUGGUGUUGUCUUCAAGUGUUUGCAGUGUCGUCAUUUGCUGGAGUUUUUGUAGUAUUUGAAUUGUGGGUGAUUGAGCUGCAGAAUUUGUGCAAUUGAAUUGAAUUUGUGCUAUGGGUUAUCAUUUGAUAUCAUCAUUCAUCAACAAUUAAUUGAAUGGGUUUCUACAUGAAA